GUUUAGCUUUAGCAGUUUUGCUGUUUUUCAGUUGAUGAGUGUGUAGUAAUCGCAAUACAUUCAGUAGUAUGGGUCGCUUUGAUAUAUCUCUGCUCAAGUACAUGACUUCGGAGCAGUUCCGAGUUCUAACUGCUGUGGAACUGGGAAUGCGCAACCACGACUUGGUCCCACAUCGUCUAGUGGCAGUCAUCGUCAACCUCAGACAUGGAGGAGCUCACAAAAUGUUGCGGGACCUGGCCAAGAACAGACUGGUGGCUUACGAGACGUGGCGCAAUGUCCAGGGCUACAGACUCACUAAUCUGGGCUAUGAUUUCCUAGCGUUGAGGUCUCUCGCUAGUAGAGAUAUAUUGUCAAGUGUGGGAAACCAGAUCGGUGUGGGAAAGGAGUCGGAUAUCUAUCUGGCACUGGACGGAAACGGAGAGGAGUGUGUGAUCAAAUUGCACCGACUGGGUCGCACUUCGUUCCGCAAAGUUAAGGAAAAGCGGGACUACCAGAAGAGGGGACGGAAGGUGAGUUGGAUCUACCUGUCGAGACUGGCUGCCACCAAGGAGUUCGCAUUCAUGUCUGCCUUGCACAAAAAUGACUUCCCCGUGCCCAAUCCGAUAGACACUUGCAGACACGUGGUCGUCAUGGGACUCUGUCCGGGCUAUGUACUCAACCAGGUGUACAAACUUGCUGACCCAGCUCGAGUGUUCACUGAGUUGAUGAAUGUGCUAAUCAGGCUAGCUUCAGUGGGACUCAUUCACGGAGACUUGAACGAGUUCAACGUCAUGCUCUCUGAAGACUACAAAGUGUCCGUCAUCGAUUUCCCUCAGAUGAUCUCAACCUCACACAUAAACGCAGAGACACUGUUCAACCGAGACAAAUACUGCCUCACCACUUUUUUCAAACGAAGAUACGAUUUUGUGCCCGAGGGAGACUUGCCGACUCUAGCCGAAAUUGAAAAGUUGAGCAGUUUAGACGAAGAUGUGAAAGCUAGCGGGUUUUCGGCCGAAGUUGAGGACGAGUGCAAUGAGUUGCUAACAGCCAAUCAGAAUCGAGAUAGCGACGAGAGCAGUUGUAGCGAAUCAGAAAAUGAUUCAAACAGUGGUUCUGAUUCGUCUCAAAAAAGACAAAAUGCACUAGAAACGGUCUCAGAAACCCCAGUGAAUGAAACUGAAGUAAUUAAUAGCGAAAAUGAUGUCAUAAUAACUGAACAUAUAAAUGAAAAGGAAGGCAGGAAAAUCAGUGAAAUCUCCGAGAACCGAGCCUCUGCGGAAGUUGUUGAAAAAAUUACAUCCGCAGACGUUGACCAACAACAAUUAGAAGCUGAGCUAGAAGAAAAUUAUGAACGAAUUUAUCCUAACACAUCAGAUAAAGCGCGUGACUUAAAUGAGGAAGUGGGCAGAGAUUUGAUGUCUAGGUUGAGGUUGGACAGCGAAUCUGGGUCCAUAGGUCAAAGGUCUAAUCGGUCCAAAGCAAGUUCAGCUUAUGUGUCGACCACGAUUCCACCCAGUGUAAUAAAGCAGAGAUUGCAGCGCCAAAGUGCAAAACAGUCUAAAAGGGAUCAGUGUAGAAAAGCUGUGAAGCACGGAGAGGCGAGUCUGAAGACUAAGAAGAAACAAGAAACUAGUGAUGACAUUAAGACUUCUGUAUCGGCUGUCUGGUUUUGAUUCAUUUGCUUUAAUGCCCCCCCCCCCCUCCCGUACCGUCUGAAUUCAAAUU
This is a messenger RNA of Symsagittifera roscoffensis, 1704 nucleotides long. RefSeq lists its product as uncharacterized. The transcript has 3 exons. Gene Ontology annotation, molecular function: protein serine/threonine kinase activity; ATP binding. NCBI's taxonomy places the organism in Eukaryota, Metazoa, Xenacoelomorpha, Acoela, Convolutidae. Bases 69 to 1652 code for a protein of 527 amino acids. The record is from RefSeq and is a predicted model, not a curated record. Gene Ontology annotation, biological process: protein phosphorylation; maturation of SSU-rRNA. Gene Ontology annotation, cellular component: preribosome, small subunit precursor; nucleus; cytosol.